Molecule: messenger RNA, 2070 nt
Organism: Leguminivora glycinivorella
Lineage: Eukaryota; Metazoa; Arthropoda; Insecta; Lepidoptera; Tortricidae
Gene: DEF8
Product: differentially expressed in FDCP 8 homolog
Exons: 1
Coding region: 289-1614 (441 amino acids)
Source: RefSeq, a predicted model, not a curated record
CUUUGCGUCUAAAUUUCUAUCUUAUUCCAAUAGCAGUAAAGAUGUUUAAUAAUAGAUCAUAUCGUGUAACGUACAGAAAAUAGUAUAAACAGUUUCAUGCGUAGUAAAAAAUGACGACACCAGGAAAAUAUUUUCAAUUGGUCAAAACAAAGGGAAAUACGAUUGCAGACACAUGAAUGGACUGCGUAGCGUUACGUAGUGUUGUAAAACUAGGCGAACGCCCCACCAGACUCUAAGUGUGCCACAGAAACGGUUAAAAGUUCUAGUUAAUGUGAUUAAAGUGUAACAAUGGCUGCAGCAUUCGAUUCGCCCAAAUAUCAAAACAGUUUAAUUUGCUGCAGCCCACGAACGGCGGACGCUUAUUCCAAAUCAUCCUCGUCGACUUCGGGCUGUGUAUCCGCUGAUGACAGCUACGAUUCCUUAAAUCAAGUACCUAAAACGAUAGCGAUCAAAAAACUAAAAAUCCACAGCACAGCUACGAAGGAAGAAGUCGAAAAGGCGAUUAAACAAUGCAAGGAACUCAUUCUGAACAGCCAACAGUGUUCCGACGAGCGUAAAUGGCUGGUUAGAUACCUAGUCGAGCUCCGAUUGCGUUUAGAAGACAUCAAGGACACCGAUGGACAACCUAGAUUAGGCGUGUGUAUAAAAGGACAUCAUUUUAAACAACAAAUAACACCUCAGAACAGGAAACAGUACUGCGAUCACUGUAGUGGUGUAAUAUGGAGCAUUGUCCAAAGCUCAUACAUUUGCAGCGACUGUGGCUAUUUAAGCCAUUACAAAUGUGUCGACUACAUUUGUAGAGUGUGUGCACAUGUUGUUAUGACCGACAAGGGGCAGUUUGAAAUGGAUAUCUGUCCGGAGAAAGGUUUAGCCACUCAAGACUAUAAAUGUGCAGAAUGUGCAACAGCGCUGACCUUUAAAGAUGCAUGGAACGAGCCAAGGCUAUGUGAUUACACCGGAUUGUACUUCUGUGCUACUUGCCAUUGGAACGAUCAAUCUGCAAUACCGGCUAGAGUUGUACACAAUUGGGACUGGGAGAAGCAUUAUGUGUCACGUCUCGCCUUCCAGAUGUUAAACCUAGCAUGGAAUCUACCUUACAUAGACAUAGAAAGCAUAAACCCGAAGCUAUUUAACUUUAUAGCGGAACUGGAAUGGGUGCACAAGAUGCGGAAAGACCUUGAGUGGAUGAGGCGCUACUUAUGUGCCUGCUCAGAAGGUUCCGCUCUUCUUUCACCGUUAUUUAUGCAGUUAGGAGAUAUAAAUAAAAAGUACAGUAUGGCACAUUUGCAAGCGAUUAAUGAUGGCACCUUAGAGACACAAUUAACAGAGUUGACAGAGGUUUGUCGUACACAUAUAACUAGCUGUGAUUUGUGCUCAGGAAAAGGAUAUUUAUGUGAAAUUUGUAGUAAUAAUGAGAUUCUCUAUCCAUUUGACAGCGGGGCUAUAAUGUGUAAUAAAUGUAACACCAUGUUACACCGAGUGUGCUGGCUCCGUAAAGGACAGAAGUGCCCGAAAUGUGUUCGCUUAGAAGAACGUAAGAAACUACAUGAAGUUACCGACGAAGCUGAUACUAGUGCCGACAAUGAGUACGACAUAGACAAAUUUGUCGAAUGAUUUAACAUUUAUAUUUUAUUUUGUACAUUUCGCCAAACUAACAUUUCAGUUAUUGGACUUGAAAAUAAACAUAUUGACAUGCAAUUUUGUAAAUUAACAUUUUAAAUGGUGCUGUAUAUUUAGCGAUAAAAUAUGUUCAAAGCUUUAAAUAAAGGCAUAAUUAAUUAUGGAAAGUUCACAAGGCAUUACUAGCCUCCUCAAAUGUUAGGUGUAGAUUAAAAUAUUAACUCACUUUUAUAUUUUUAAUUAUAACCUAUUUAAUGACGUAAACCACUUAUUGAUUAAUAUUCGAUUUUUUUUUAAAUGUAAUUUGGCUUUUUUGUGUAAGUAUAAUCUUUUGACCAUUUUUUUUUAUUUGACUUUCAAUGUAUUUGACCAUUUUUUUUGUAUUGCCCUUGUUUUGACAUAUAAAAGUCAUCAUCAUCAGAUAUAAUAAUAACAUUGCUCAUAAAAUCC